Messenger RNA from Daphnia magna, 5307 nucleotides. RefSeq lists its product as uncharacterized. The transcript has 2 exons. The record is from RefSeq and is a predicted model, not a curated record. Gene Ontology annotation, biological process: DNA integration. NCBI's taxonomy places the organism in Eukaryota, Metazoa, Arthropoda, Branchiopoda, Diplostraca, Daphniidae. Bases 1 to 5307 code for a protein of 1768 amino acids. Gene Ontology annotation, molecular function: nucleic acid binding.
AUGGCGACCGCAAACAAAAAGCAACAGGCGCAGACUUUAACGCUCUUAACAAUAGAGACAUUGGAAAGGGAAUUACACAAGAAUUUGAAAAGUUAUGAUGAAGCUUGCAGAGACAAUUUGUUGGAAGCAGCAGAAACAGCUUACGAACUAGCUGAUGACAGAGCGCUAAGGCUUCUUAAGCAUUAUAGAGAUGUCAUACCCCAACUAGACGCCGAGAUGCAAGCAAGAUAUGUCGACAAACACGAAGAGUUUGUAGACCGUCAUCAUACAAUGGUUAUCGAUUGGAAAAGAAGAAGGCCAACUGCACCUUCGGAAAGAGAACCCUCUGAACAUUCGGAAAAUUCGGAGGAAGAGGAGACAACUCCGACAACAACAGGAAACGUUGCGCAAGCAACAGGUGUACAAGCAACCAAUACAGUUGCACUGCAACAACAGCAAAACUUCAUGAGCAUUGCUCAUCUGCUACCAAGAAUUGAAUUAGCCAAAUUUGAAGGGGAUUCAAACAAAUGGAGAGAUUGGUGGGCGAUUUUUCGAACACUUAUACACGAAAAUCCAUCACUACGACCCAUCGAAAAAUUCAGCAGAUUGAAGAUGCACAUGAGCGAAGACGCUGCUGGUGCAAUUUCAUACCUGGACUUAACAGAAGAAAAUUACACCAAGGCAAUCGACAUUUUAAAUGGGAAAUACAACAGGCCGAGAUCAGCAAGAGCAGACCACUACAUCGCAAUUACGGAAUUGCCUAGGGUAGAUCGAGUAGAAGACUACAAGGCAAUGAGGAAGUUGCACGACAGAGCAAUGGGUCACGCCUUGAAUCUUGGCGACUUGGAAAAGAAUUCUGCACAAAAUGAAGCAAUUUCAGAGAUAAUUACAAGAAAACUACCUCUUGAAUUAGUUUCAAGAUGGCAUGGGGAAACAAGAAGAUCCCGUAAAACGUUAAAAGAUCUCUUUACCUUCAUCGACAGUGUAGCAGAAGAUUGGGAAUAUGCGUUCUCGACUGAAAAGAACGAGAAGAAAAAACCUAAGCAAGAGGCUACUGAAAAAGCAAAUCGAGUUACAUUUGCAUCCACACCAACGGCAGCGGAAUUAGCAGUGACAGGAACUGCAACAAUACAUCCGAAAGAUCGAAAAGAGAAGACCUCAACAACAAUCAAAAGACCAUGUUUGUUCUGCAAAGACAAACACCCCACGUACAAAUGCGAAGUCGCAAUAGAGAAGAAACUAGAGCAAGUUCGGAAGGAGAAAAGGUGUUGGAGGUGCCUCGGACAGAGUCACCAAGUGAGAGCCUGUUGGAAGACAAGCAAUUGCGCCAAAUGUGGCAAGGGUCACCAUACAGCCAUCUGUAAUCAGACAGUUCGGGCGAAAACAGUGACAGCUACGGUAGCAGCGUCCCCAAUGUUAAAGGCAGCAGAUGACGCUCCACUCUCAAUAGAAGCACGCCUAUUCGGUGGCGUGUACGUCCAAACAGCAACUGUUAUAGUGGAAGGGCCAAACGGUUGGCACAAAGCUAUAGCGUACAUUGAUCAAGGAUCAAAUGCAACACUGAUCCGAAGCGAACUCGCUCAAACUCUAGGACUUCAGGAAGUGGGAAAAAUCAAAUUGAAACUUCAGGCAGUGGGUCACCUACACCCAGAAAAGGAACGAAGUGUAAGAAAGUUACGACUACGCGGGAUAAUUCCGGAUGCCGAAUCAAUUGAUUUAGAGGCGAUUGAGCAACCCGAAAUAGGAAAGGUUGCUGGAUCAACAAAGACCGAAUUCGUCAGUGAACUCUGGAACCAAGGUUACAAGUUGGCUGAUGAUAGAAUUUUGAGCGGGACAGCAGGACCUUGCCAAAUAGACAUUUUGAUUGGAGCCAAUCAAGUCUGGAAGGUACUAGGCUCAAAACAGAUCGUUUCGAAGACUGGAAUUAGAGCCAUCGAAAGCAAAUUGGGUUGGUUACUACUUGGGCAGGAUGAGACAGUUGCGAUUUCCACCACUACGGCGAUCGGCUUCCUCCUAAAGGCAAAAGAAGGAACACCACAAUACCCAAUGCAAGGCCCGAAUUCGAACAGAAACGAUGAAAUUGAUUUUGCGAAGUGGUGGAAAUUAGAAAGUCUAGAUCCACUAGAAAAUGUGCCACUUUCGGAUCGCUGGAAAUCUCAUACAGACUCCAUCAAACAAGACGAAGAUGGACAUUAUGUCGCACCGCUCCCAUGGAACGGGAACAAAAAAUACAUCAGCAAGAAUGACGCCAUGGCAGAAGGUCAGGCAAGAGCGCUGAUGAAAAGGAUGGAGAAGGAUAACGAGAUGAAGACUUCAUACGAAGCUGAGUUCAGAAAACUGAAAGAACUUAGAUUCAUCUCUAAAGCAGACACCAAUUUUAAGGGUAUCUACACGAUUCUACCCCAUCACCCAGUUGUCCGUAAAGACAAAAUCACCAGCAAAGUGAGACCUGUUUUCAAUGGUUCUGCGAAGCCGAAAACAGGAUUCAGCGCCAACGACUGUCUCGAAGAAGGACCCAAUCUGAAUCCUGACAUUCUUGAUGUUAUCCUGACGUUUAGGCUAAAUCCAAUUGCCUGGACAGCUGAUAUCCGACAAGCAUUUUUAAUGGUAAAAUUGCUAAACGAGGACGCGGAAGCGUUAAGGUUCCUUUUAGAAGACGAAAACGUCCCAGGAACGCUGCAGACCUACAAAUGGAAUAGACUACCAUUUGGGCUAACAUGUAGCCCGGCAGUGCUCAGGACCGUCCUAAAGAAACACCUCGAGUCAUACAAAGGCGAACUAGCAGUAAGCAGUCGCCAAAUGUUACGGCAUCUAUAUGUAGACGACUACUUGUCAAAUGCGCCUACAUUAGAAGCAGCAAAGACCGUAAUCGGUACGGUACUCAAACUUUUUUCAGACGCAAAGAUGGAAUUGAGAAAAUGGGUAACUAACGACCCGCAGCUGCGAGAGUAUCUACAACAGAGCAAUUUGACAGACGACUCAUCCGAUUCGUACUCGUGUCUUAAUUUAGACCCACAAAAGGUACUAGGAGUGAGGUGGAAUACCAGCACAGAUUGCUUCUAUUUCAAGUCUGACGUAAUCGUAGAUGCAGCCGCAAAAGUAAAAGUGCUAACAAAAAGAUCGUUUGCUAAAAUCUCGACCAAGCUUUUCGACCCCCUUGGAUUCAUUGGACCCAUAACACUACAGUUCAAGCUACUCUUCCAGGAAUUGUGGCAAGAAAAAAUCGGAUGGGAUGACAAUGUGAAUUCACAAACGGAGAGUCGAUUCAGAGCUAUAGUGAAAGAUUUGAAAGGUAUAGACAGAAUCCAAAUACCUCGCAUGAUCUCAACAGCACAGACCGAUGUAAUUCAAGAAUUACAUGUAUUCUGCGACGCUUCAACAAAAGCGUACGGAGCUGUAGCAUACGCCAAGUCAAGAAAUCCUGGAUUCAUCCGACUUGUUUGCUGUAAAACUAGGGCAGCACCACUCCCGAAAAACGAAGUUUCACUACCAAGGCUAGAACUGCUUAGCGCCGAACUCGGCAGUGUCUUAGCUGAACGAAUCGUAAACGCAAUUGACAAAGUGAAGUGGGAAGUGACACUAUGGACUGACUCUAUGGCAGCGUUAGGUUGGAUCAAAGGAGAUCCAGGGCGAUGGAAACUAUUCGUACGGAAUAGAGUAGAGACAAUUCAGAAGAGAUUCAAACCAGAACACUGGAAACACUGUCCUGGAAAAGACAACCCAGCGGAUUUCGCAUCUCGAAGUUGCUCCGUCAAGAAGUUGACAGAGGCUUUUUCCUGGUGGGGAGGUCCCUCCUGGCUGAAACAAGAAUCGUCUGAAUGGCCUCAGCAAGACAACCCAACUUCGGAUGACCUACAAUUAAUGGAAGUCGAAACGAAAUCCAAACAGAGAAUGCAAAUUCUAGCAGUUUUCAACAUGCCAGAUUGGUUGGAUUCACUGGUUUUGAGAGUAAGCAGUUAUCUGCGAUUACUGAGAACAAUAGCCUGGAUGUACAGACUCAUGAAGAAGUUACCGCCCGGUAAGGCAAUAGAAACAGUCGGAGUAGCAGAAAUUCAUUGCCUCUCUGUCUGCGAAAUCAGCACCGCCGAGAACUUCAUUCUAAGAACUAUUCAACAGAAAGCGUUCCCAGAAAUUUAUGGAUCCCUUAAAGAAGGAAAAUCCAACAAGAAACUGCUACGCGAUCUCGACACAUUACGACCAAUUUGGGACGAAAAACAACAACUGAUACGAGUGACAGGUAGAGUAGGUCCAGCCUUAAGAGACCUACUUAUUGAACCGCCGAUACUUCUCCCUGCAAAUGAGAGAAUAGUCGACUUGCUGAUCCACCAUCAUCAUGUCAAACGGAAACACACCGGUGUUCAAUCAACAUUAACCUAUCUCCGUAAUCGGUUCUGGAUUAUUCGUGCUCGACAACGCAUCAAGAGUGUCAUCAAGCAUUGUGGAAAAUGCCAACGAGCUCAAUCGCGCCCUUUCGACGAAGAAGCCGUUUCCAUGCCUUUGGAUCGUACCAAGAAGGCACAGCCAUUCGAAAUCAUUGGAAUUGAUUAUUUCGGGCCGAUGUACGUGUCGGAAGAGGUCCUUUUGAUUGAGAAAGACAAGGAAGGGAACGAUGUCGAGAAAACUCGAAUUGGUGAAAAAAAGGUGCACGCGUGUUUAUUCACUUGUGCCGUCACAAGAGCUGUACAUCUUGAGCUCGUGACAGACCUUACCACGAAAACGUUCAUGCUCGCGCUACGCAGAAUGAUGUCCAGAAGAGAAGAUUGUAAGACAAUCUAUAGCGAUAACGCAUCAACAUUCACAUGCGCCGCUAAACUUGUAACAGAAGACCCUACUUUAGCAAAUUGGCUAUCAAGUAAGGGAAUUGAGUGGAAAUUCUCUCCGAGCUUGGCACCCUGGUGGGGCGGGUUUUGGGAGAGAAUGGUGCGUUCGGUAAAGGAGCCGUUACGCAAGGUAUUAGGGAAAAUGAAGGUGAGCUACGAUCAACUUCACACCAUCCUGGUGGAAAUUGAAGCAAUCGUGAACUCACGACCUCUCACAUAUGUUUCCGGAGACGCACAAGCGUAUGAAGUGCUAUCUCCACAAAGACUCUUGACUGGAAGACAGCCUGGCGCCACGACGGAGACUUCCGAGCUGACCACAAUGAGCCGCAACGAGCUGAUCGACUUAGAUAAGCAACGUAGCGAACACGCUCUAACUUGGUGGAGGCUAUGGCAAGAAUCUUACUUGUCCGACUUAAAAAGAUUCCAUUGUCGCAAGGGAACGGGAGCCAAAUAUCAAGCGUGUUUCAUGGCCUACGGCCAUUAUAACGGAAUUGAUUCCCGGCUAUGA